Molecule: messenger RNA, 816 nt
Organism: Anastrepha ludens (Mexican fruit fly)
Lineage: Eukaryota; Metazoa; Arthropoda; Insecta; Diptera; Tephritidae
Exons: 2
Coding region: 103-474 (123 amino acids)
Source: RefSeq, a predicted model, not a curated record
ACUGACUUCGUACAUUUCGCUUGCACGCGACUUCGGGUAUGACCGAUGUCACAUGCUACUACUAUUUCUGCAAAUACGUAUGUGCAUAUAUUAUAUAUGUAGAUGUAUGUGGAUAAUAAUUGUUUUGUCCUGUCGCUGUUAGCCUUGCUGUUGCUUUCGUGCUUUUGUGCAUUCAUUUGUUUGUUCGCUUCAAAUGCUGAGUUCCUUUGGUUUGCCAAAUUUAUGUUUGUUCGCCGGCUGGUGUUGCUGUUGCUGCUACUGCUGCUGCUUCUGUUGUUACUUGUGUCUUUCCGGCCGAGCUUUCGUUGUAGCGCACGCGCUGCAAUGAUAUUCAUUAGGUUUAUAGAUAGCAAAGCGCUCGGUCGAAUUGGAUCCAUACAGGCAGCAGCAGGCAGUGCUAGGAAGCCAACAAGCCAAGUCAGCCGAACAGGCAGUGCGCGGCCUCAGACCGACCAAAACGAAAACAUCAACUGAAAUGUGAAGAAUUUCAAGUCCGCUGCAAAUGCUUUAAGAAUCCCCUCGCACGCCCAUUAACUAUCGCCUGUCGGGUGUGCAUGUAAAUUUUCUACGAGAAGAAAUCAAGUAACUUAUUUGUACAAUAAUAUUUACAUUCUUAACGAAUUACUUAAUUAAACUUAGGCGCAUAAAAGCAAUAUUUGUACACGAAAUUCUGUAAGUGCUGAAAACUCAAAGCAACUGGUGCGAUUAAGUAGUGAAACGAGAAGAUUGAAAGCAUAAAAAGUGUGUGCGGUUUACAGAGUGCAGUAAGAAAUUCAAAAAAAAAAAAAAGAUAAAGACUUCAAAUUGCACAUUCAA